AUGUCUUUAGCCCCGGGAUGCAAUAGGGUGGCACUGGGGAGGCAAACUAGCUGGGCCAGUGCUCUCUACUUGUUAGCCACUUUAUAUUUUGUCACCCUCAAUAACUACAGGGUGAGCACCAAAGCUGCCUACCAGAGGCUCCACAGUGUGGCUCAUCCAACAGGUGCUCUUGCUGAAGAUCACCACUGGCUUGUCUACAAACUUAAGAUCAAGUGGUCUAUUUAUACGAGGCUUAUUCUGGGAGAUGGGAUUGGAGUUCCUGAAAACAAAUCAUAG
Messenger RNA from Sphenostylis stenocarpa, 276 nucleotides. The record is from the annotation of a GenBank genome assembly. NCBI's taxonomy places the organism in Eukaryota, Viridiplantae, Streptophyta, Magnoliopsida, Fabales, Fabaceae.